This is a messenger RNA of Penicillium digitatum Pd1, 189 nucleotides long. The record is from RefSeq and is a predicted model, not a curated record. NCBI's taxonomy places the organism in Eukaryota, Fungi, Ascomycota, Eurotiomycetes, Eurotiales, Aspergillaceae.
AUGAAGCUCUUCAAGGUGGCGCAACCUCAUUCAUGGCUGGGAUCAAGUGGAGGAAUAUGGUUCGGGUCUUUUUUUAAAACAGGGUCUGUUCUCAUUUUUCAGCAAAGGAACUUGUUCCAUGGUGGAGACGAUGUAGUUAGGGGUGUCAAGCACACCCUACGGACGGAAGUCAUGUAUACUACCGAGUAA